UCAAUAAAGUGAGAUUCUGUUCUUGAACCCAAUUUGACGGAGUCUGUGCAAUUGGGUAUUCGGGUCGACCCGUAAUACUCUUCCUCUCGGUCUCGGGCAAGACUUGUAGAACCUUAACUCACGAGUACUUUGUCUUUGUCUUUUGUCUUUUGCUUCGAGCUUAAUUUAGAUCAGUCUAGUUGAGCGAGAGAGAGAGAGAGAGAGAGAGAGAGAGAGAGAGAGAGGAAGGUGUUUAACGAAGAGAUUGUUUCUGAUUCAGAGUCCGAUCUUGUUUCUUCAUCUCCUGAUCUCCUUUUCGUCAGAACAAUGUUUUCAGGUGCAGUGAAACAGGAUUUAAAAGGUGUAUGUGUUUCUAAAGGAGGGCGGUUUCCGCCAUAUGAAUCAGAAGGAAAGCCUCCUAAAUCUGUUGGUAGAGGAUCCAAGGAUCUUACUCUGUGCCGGGUGUUUCGUAAAAGGACUUGUUGCUCUUCUGUUCAGACAAACCCGGCUUUCGUAGCUGUUAGAAACUUGGCUACUUAUGGAGAAGCUAGUCAAGAAUGCUUGCAGUUGUUCGAGUUAUUGGAGUGUUCAAUCUGUAACCCAAAUGUUGGAAUUCAACCGGGUCCUCCUCGCAUUUGCGCCUCGUUUUGUGACAGAGUCUUUGAAGCUUGCAAAGACGCAUACUUUGCCAGUAAUGCACUUACGCGGGUGAUUGGCCCUUGUGGAGUAAACGACAACAUCAUCUGCGUUAAGGCCUCAAAUUGGGAGUCCAAUGGCACAGCCUUUUGUGAAGCAGCUGGUUUUGCUGUCCAAACAAAUAGUGAUUCUAGAGAAAAACCAUGCUACGGAAGCAAAGCGAGUCUAGAAUCAGUUGUGGAGUCAUNGGUGGAAUCAUGGUCCAGAGACUCGAGAAAGGAGACGCCUUUGAAGACUGAGACUUUGUCAUGUUUUAAAGAUCUUCUCCAAUGGGUUCGUGAAAUGACGACGAUUCAGAAAAUUUCUUUGGGAAUGUCGUUUCUAGUAGCGGGAAUGUUCUUGAUCAGGUGCUUCAGGCAAUCUAAUAACCGUAAUCAGAAGCAGCGGCUAGCUGCGAUUCAGAGGACUGCUAGAAGAUUGGGUGGGAACACGAACGGGGAUUCAUAUAGUGCAGCUAUAAAUAGAAGAACAGUUCAAAGUUGACUUCUUUUCACCAAUGAACAAGCUCUGAUUAAGCUUAUGUAAGGAUAUAUAUUUUGUGGCAGUAGUUUGUAAAAGCCAGGAAUUAACUGUUAUCAAAGUCUUGUCUCAAGUGAAAUUUUGCCAAAUGCGUCAAGAACUGUGUUGUACUGUUCUGUCUUUUUAUACUGAUAAAAUUAGGGACAAGAAAAUCAAACCUUUGCCAA
Molecule: messenger RNA, 1361 nt
Organism: Camelina sativa (false flax)
Lineage: Eukaryota; Viridiplantae; Streptophyta; Magnoliopsida; Brassicales; Brassicaceae
Source: RefSeq, a predicted model, not a curated record